AUGAGUGCGAAAUUGCACGUCCUCAAUGGUGUGCCCAUGGAGCCUUCCAAGAGAGGAGCGAACCCCGUCCACAGUUAUGCAAGAUCCAGAGUGUACGAUCUCCGCCGUUACACGGAUGACACUUUAUGGGGCCCGUUCAUGGACGACGGCUCUCAACGAGUCGACUGGGAGAAGUUGGAGAGCAUUCUGAUUGUCUUGUCCCACAACAUUAACCGCUUUUGCGAACGAACCUACGGACGGUUUCGUCCCAUUUGGAAUGUUCCCUUUACCGGCGUCUCCACAAACAGUUUUCGCAGCAAGCCACCAUUUAGGUUCGAGGACAACGAUGAAGACGACGAUUCCGAUGCACCAAACUUCCAACGCGUGGAUUCACUCCUGAACAAUGCGGGCUCGUUUCUCGAGGAACAGGAUCCGUACGGUGUUACUGGAACCUGGGCAAGGAUUGUCUGCUUUCUUGACUAUACUGAUCUGUACCACUUCAACUUUGAAAAUGAUCCGGUUCCGGACGAUCAACCAAGGGAGCCAAUUUCAACACAAGAAGCCAUUCGCUUCAUCACACUCAAUCUCCGCGUCAGAAGAAUCGAGCCUCCCGGCCCUGGUGAUGGGCAAGAGCUCCCAGUUGUUCAUUUCACAGGCACUUCCCGUUCCAUGCAUGCUUCGUGGGACCCCAACGCCAAUUCGAAGAUCAGAGGCACCGUGCGGCAGACCCCCGAGGGUCACGUUCGAUGGACAUCAUUCUCGAUUUUCCACGGCGAAGAGCGGUGGCGCAGUGAGUGCGUGCAAGUAGGAGGGCUACGAUCCGCGCGCGGAAUGCUGGGGACGUGGUUUGACAAGGACUAUAGCCCCGAAGGGCCGGCGGGGCCGACGGCAUUCUGGAAGAUCUCGGACAGCCUCAUUAAGAGCGAUCAAAAUCCUCCGCUCCUCCCGUUGUCCUGA
Molecule: messenger RNA, 936 nt
Organism: Lasiodiplodia theobromae
Lineage: Eukaryota; Fungi; Ascomycota; Dothideomycetes; Botryosphaeriales; Botryosphaeriaceae
Product: F-box domain cyclin-containing protein
Exons: 7
Coding region: 1-936 (311 amino acids)
Source: RefSeq, a predicted model, not a curated record